UGGUACUUUUUGCUAAAUAGAACAAUUUUGGGAAGAUUGAUUCAAAAGGGGUUAUCACAAUAGUUAUAGGAAAAAGCAAACUCUACCAGUCCGACAAUGCUUCGACGAACUUUAAAGCAUCAAAAAUUAAUGAAAAUGCUGUCACAGAGCAUCAAACGUCCCUUUCGGCUUCCUAAAGCUAACAUUCAACGGACCUUUCGGAAAGUUGAUUAUUCGAGAUAUAAAGACAAAUUUACACGAAGUCAUGAUUAUGUCAGUGACCCAUUCGCUCCUCACGAGAGCACAUGCUCAACAAAAAGCAGGAACAUGAAAAGGAGAGCAGAAGCUAGGCAAUUCCUGAAUAGAAGUGUAGAGAUUCCAAAAUUUAACAGAAAUAAUGAGAAUCCAACUUAUAUAUGGAUUGAAGAGAUGGGCAUUGAACCUUCCCCUCGAAGAAGUAGGAUAAAAACUCUGAUUUACCAGGCCAAGAAGAGAAAUGCUAAAAGGCAACACAGGAAAUCUUUUAAAGCCAACGAUUACGAUCGAAUCAUGAAACAAGUUUAUGAAUGGAAGCAGCUUAAGAAAAGAGUUAUCCAAGAAGCUCUCUUUCAGAAUGUUGUCAAGGAAUGGGACUUUUAUCGCACAUUCCAAAAGUAAGGC
Moneuplotes crassus is the source of this 639-nucleotide messenger RNA. Lineage: Eukaryota; Ciliophora; Spirotrichea; Euplotida; Euplotidae. The record is from the annotation of a GenBank genome assembly.